Messenger RNA from Rattus rattus (black rat), 11197 nucleotides. It is a transcript of the gene Myo5a, whose product is annotated as myosin VA. Gene Ontology annotation, molecular function: microfilament motor activity; ATP binding; actin filament binding. The transcript is spliced from 41 exons. Bases 90 to 5657 code for a protein of 1855 amino acids. Gene Ontology annotation, biological process: actin filament organization; vesicle transport along actin filament. Lineage: Eukaryota; Metazoa; Chordata; Mammalia; Rodentia; Muridae. Gene Ontology annotation, cellular component: cytoplasm; vesicle; myosin complex. The record is from RefSeq and is a predicted model, not a curated record.
CCCCGCCCGCCGCCGUUUCACCCGCGCGGGCGGCCGCCACGCGAGCUGCGGCCUCCGCCCAGGCGGGGGGCGUCGGCGCUGGGCCCGCCAUGGCCGCGUCCGAGCUCUACACCAAGUUUGCCCGGGUUUGGAUACCUGAUCCUGAGGAAGUGUGGAAAUCAGCUGAGUUGCUCAAGGACUAUAAACCUGGAGAUAAGGUGCUCCUGCUUCACCUUGAGGAAGGGAAGGAUUUGGAAUACCGUCUAGAUCCAAAGACCAGCGAGCUCCCUCACCUACGGAACCCUGACAUACUUGUUGGAGAAAAUGACCUCACAGCCCUCAGCUACCUUCACGAGCCUGCUGUGCUGCACAAUCUCCGCGUCCGCUUCAUCGACUCCAAACUUAUUUAUACGUAUUGUGGGAUAGUCCUGGUAGCUAUAAAUCCCUAUGAGCAGCUGCCUAUCUAUGGAGAAGAUAUCAUUAAUGCAUACAGUGGCCAGAACAUGGGUGACAUGGACCCUCACAUCUUUGCAGUAGCUGAAGAGGCCUAUAAACAAAUGGCAAGGGACGAACGAAAUCAGUCCAUCAUUGUAAGUGGAGAGUCAGGUGCAGGGAAGACAGUCUCGGCUAAGUACGCCAUGAGGUACUUCGCAACUGUCAGUGGCUCUGCCAGUGAGGCCAAUGUUGAAGAAAAGGUCUUGGCCUCCAACCCCAUCAUGGAGUCAAUUGGAAAUGCUAAAACAACCAGGAAUGAUAAUAGCAGCCGGUUUGGGAAGUAUAUUGAAAUUGGUUUUGACAAGAGAUAUCGAAUCAUCGGUGCCAAUAUGAGAACUUACCUUUUAGAGAAAUCCAGAGUGGUGUUCCAGGCAGAAGAGGAGAGAAACUACCACAUCUUCUAUCAGCUCUGUGCUUCGGCAAAGCUACCUGAGUUUAGGAUGCUGCGGUUAGGAAAUGCAGAUAGUUUCCAUUACACGAAGCAAGGAGGCAGCCCCAUGAUAGAAGGAGUGGACGAUGCGAAGGAGAUGGCGCACACCAGGCAGGCCUGCACUCUGCUGGGAAUUAGUGAGUCUUACCAAAUGGGAAUUUUUCGGAUACUUGCUGGCAUUCUUCACUUAGGCAAUGUUGGGUUUGCGUCUCGAGAUUCAGACAGCUGCACAAUACCUCCCAAGCACGAGCCUCUUAUCGUUUUCUGUGAUCUUAUGGGUGUGGAUUAUGAAGAGAUGUGUCACUGGCUCUGCCACCGAAAGCUAGCUACCGCCACAGAGACAUACAUCAAGCCCAUCUCCAAGCUGCAGGCCACAAAUGCCCGAGAUGCUUUAGCAAAGCAUAUCUAUGCAAAGCUCUUUAACUGGAUUGUCGGCCAUGUCAAUCAGGCUCUCCAUUCAGCUGUCAAGCAGCACUCUUUCAUCGGCGUGCUGGACAUUUAUGGAUUUGAAACAUUUGAGAUAAAUAGUUUUGAACAGUUCUGCAUAAAUUAUGCAAAUGAAAAGCUACAGCAACAAUUCAACAUGCAUGUCUUCAAACUGGAACAGGAGGAGUACAUGAAGGAACAAAUUCCAUGGACACUCAUAGAUUUCUAUGAUAAUCAGCCUUGUAUCAAUCUUAUAGAGUCUAAACUGGGUAUUCUAGAUUUGCUGGAUGAGGAAUGUAAGAUGCCUAAAGGUACCGAUGACACAUGGGCCCAAAAACUGUACAACACACAUUUGAACAAAUGUGCCCUCUUUGAGAAGCCCCGCAUGUCAAACAAAGCUUUCAUCAUCAAACAUUUUGCUGACAAAGUGGAGUACCAGUGUGAAGGUUUUCUUGAAAAGAAUAAAGACACUGUUUUUGAAGAACAAAUUAAAGUCCUUAAGUCAAGCAAGUUUAAGAUGCUACCAGAACUAUUUCAAGAUGACGAGAAGGCCAUCAGUCCCACCUCUGCCACUUCCUCAGGGCGCACACCUCUCACACGGGUACCUGUAAAGCCCACCAAGGGUCGACCUGGCCAGACUGCCAAAGAGCACAAGAAGACAGUGGGACUUCAGUUUCGAAACUCCCUUCACCUGCUUAUGGAAACCCUUAACGCCACUACUCCUCACUAUGUUCGCUGUAUUAAGCCCAAUGAUUUCAAGUUUCCAUUCACAUUUGAUGAGAAGAGAGCAGUACAGCAGCUAAGAGCAUGUGGUGUCCUGGAGACCAUCCGGAUCAGCGCAGCAGGGUUUCCCUCAAGGUGGACUUAUCAAGAGUUUUUCAGCCGGUACCGGGUCCUAAUGAAGCAAAAGGACGUGCUGGGAGAUAGAAAGCAAACAUGCAAGAAUGUAUUAGAGAAACUGAUAUUGGACAAGGAUAAAUAUCAGUUUGGUAAGACAAAGAUCUUUUUCCGUGCUGGUCAAGUGGCCUAUCUAGAAAAAUUGAGGGCUGACAAACUGAGGGCGGCCUGCAUCCGGAUCCAGAAGACGAUUCGUGGGUGGCUGCUGAGGAAGAGAUACCUGUGUAUGCAGAGGGCAGCCAUCACAGUGCAGCGAUACGUGCGCGGCUAUCAGGCUCGAUGCUAUGCUAAGUUUCUGCGCAGAACCAAGGCAGCAACCACCAUUCAGAAGUACUGGCGCAUGUAUGUGGUCCGCAGGAAGUACAAGAUUAGACGAGCUGCCACCAUUGUUCUUCAGUCUUAUUUGAGAGGCUACUUGGCAAGAAAUAGGUAUCGCAAGAUACUCCGUGAGCACAAAGCAGUCAUCAUUCAGAAACGUGUCCGUGGCUGGCUGGCUCGUACACAUUAUAAGAGGACCAUGAAAGCCAUCAUCUACCUUCAAUGCUGCUUCCGGCGGAUGAUGGCCAAGCGUGAGCUGAAGAAACUCAAAAUUGAGGCUCGCUCUGUGGAACGCUACAAGAAGCUCCAUAUUGGCAUGGAAAACAAGAUUAUGCAGCUGCAACGCAAAGUGGAUGAGCAGAAUAAAGACUACAAAUGCCUCAUGGAGAAACUGACCAAUCUAGAAGGAGUAUACAACUCUGAGACUGAAAAACUACGAAAUGAUGUAGAACGUCUUCAGCUAAGCGAGGAGGAAGCUAAGGUUGCCACCGGGAGAGUGCUUAGUCUGCAGGAAGAAAUUGCAAAACUCCGAAAAGACCUGGAACAAACUCGAUCGGAGAAAAAGUCCAUUGAAGAACGAGCAGAUAAAUACAAACAAGAAACUGAGCAGCUGGUGUCAAACUUGAAGGAAGAAAACACUCUGCUGAAGCAGGAAAAGGAGACCCUCAACCACCUCAUCGUGGAGCAGGCUAAGGAGCUGACAGAAACUAUGGAGAGGAAGUUAGUAGAAGAAACAAAGCAACUGGAGCUCGACCUGAAUGAUGAGAGGCUGAGGUAUCAGAACCUCCUGAAUGAGUUCAGUCGUCUGGAGGAGCGCUAUGACGACCUCAAGGAAGAGAUGACCCUGAUGCUGAAUGUGCCUAAGCCAGGACACAAGAGAACAGACUCUACCCACAGCAGCAAUGAGUCUGAAUACACCUUCAGCUCAGAAUUUGCAGAAACUGAAGACAUUGCACCAAGGACAGAGGAGCCAACUGAGAAGAAGGUGCCUCUGGAUAUGUCAUUGUUCCUUAAGCUCCAGAAGCGUGUCACAGAGCUGGAACAGGAGAAGCAGUUGAUGCAGGAUGAGCUGGACCGAAAGGAGGAGCAGGUGUUGCGCAGCAAGGCAAAGGAAGAAGAAAGACCACAGAUUAGAGGUGCUGAACUGGAAUAUGAGUCCCUCAAGCGUCAGGAACUGGAGUCAGAAAACAAAAAGCUGAAGAAUGAGCUGAAUGAGCUACGCAAAGCCCUGAGUGAGAAGAGUGCCCCCGAAGUGACUGCGCCAGGCGCGCCCGCUUACCGCGUCCUCAUGGAGCAGCUGACGGCCGUGAGCGAGGAGCUCGACGUCCGCAAGGAGGAAGUCCUCAUCUUAAGGUCUCAGCUGGUGAGCCAGAAAGAAGCCAUCCAACCCAAGGAUGACAAGAAUACAAUGACAGAUUCCACAAUACUUUUGGAAGAUGUACAGAAAAUGAAAGACAAAGGUGAAAUAGCACAAGCAUAUAUUGGUUUGAAAGAAACGAACAGAUCAUCUGCUAUGGAUUACCAGGAGUUGAAUGAGGAUGGAGAACUCUGGCUGGUUUAUGAAGGGUUAAAACAAGCCAACAGGCUCUUAGAAUCCCAGCUACAGUCGCAGAAGAGGAGCCAUGAGAAUGAGGCUGAGGCCCUCCGUGGGGAGAUCCAGAGCCUAAAGGAAGAAAACAACCGGCAACAGCAGCUGCUGGCCCAGAACCUGCAGCUGCCCCCUGAGGCCCGCAUUGAGGCCAGCCUACAGCAUGAGAUCACCCGGCUGACCAAUGAAAACCUGGAUCUGAUGGAACAACUUGAAAAGCAGGAUAAAACCGUCCGGAAACUGAAGAAACAACUAAAAGUCUUUGCCAAAAAAAUCGGUGAACUAGAAGUGGGGCAGAUGGAGAACAUAUCCCCAGGACAGAUCAUCGAUGAGCCUAUCCGGCCGGUCAACAUUCCCCGGAAAGAAAAGGAUUUCCAAGGGAUGCUGGAGUACAAGCGGGAGGACGAACAGAAGCUUGUUAAGAACCUGAUUCUAGAACUAAAGCCACGUGGUGUGGCUGUCAAUCUGAUUCCAGGGUUACCGGCAUAUAUCUUGUUUAUGUGUGUGCGACAUGCCGACUACCUGAACGAUGAUCAGAAAGUAAGGUCAUUGCUGACAUCAACAAUUAACAGCAUCAAAAAAGUCCUGAAGAAAAGAGGCGACGAUUUUGAAACUGUCUCCUUCUGGCUCUCUAACACAUGUCGAUUUUUGCACUGUUUGAAGCAAUAUAGUGGAGAAGAGGGCUUCAUGAAACACAACACGUCUCGCCAGAAUGAACACUGCCUCACCAAUUUUGACCUCGCUGAGUAUCGGCAAGUACUGAGUGACUUGGCCAUUCAGAUCUAUCAGCAGCUUGUGAGGGUGUUAGAGAACAUUCUUCAGCCAAUGAUAGUCUCAGGCAUGCUAGAGCAUGAAACAAUUCAGGGAGUAUCUGGGGUGAAGCCCACAGGGCUCAGAAAGCGAACCUCCAGUAUCGCCGAUGAGGGCACCUACACACUGGACUCCAUCCUGCGGCAGCUCAACUCCUUCCAUUCCGUCAUGUGUCAGCAUGGCAUGGAUCCAGAGCUAAUCAAGCAGGUGGUCAAGCAGAUGUUCUACAUCGUGGGCGCCAUCACCCUGAACAACCUCCUGCUGCGCAAGGACAUGUGCUCCUGGAGCAAAGGCAUGCAGAUACGGUACAAUGUCAGUCAAUUGGAAGAAUGGCUACGUGACAAGAAUCUAAUGAACAGUGGGGCAAAAGAGACUCUGGAACCUCUUAUCCAGGCCGCUCAGCUUUUGCAAGUGAAAAAGAAAACUGACGAUGACGCGGAGGCCAUCUGCUCCAUGUGCAACGCUCUGACCACAGCCCAGAUCGUCAAAGUGUUGAAUCUGUACACACCCGUUAAUGAGUUUGAAGAAAGGGUCUCUGUUUCGUUUAUCCGCACUAUACAGGUGCGGUUACGAGACAGGAAAGACUCUCCACAACUGCUCAUGGAUGCAAAACACAUCUUUCCUGUCACUUUCCCCUUUAACCCAUCCUCCCUGGCCCUAGAAACCAUCCAGAUUCCAGCCAGCCUGGGCCUGGGCUUCAUUGCACGGGUCUGAAGGGCUACCCAAGCAAACGUAGAGAACGCAUUUCUCCUCAAAACAUGAACAGUUGUUUCCAGUGAGCUACUGAAAAUACAUUUUUAAAGAAAAAAAUACUGAUUAUCUCUAGAAGAAGAUGCUAACUGGAAUUCCCCCCCAGAAUCCUUUCGAUUGUGAAGACGCUCCUUGUACUGUUACCUUUAAAGCAACACUCAUUCUCUAUCAGUUGGGAACCCUGAGUUUACACACAGCUGAAUGGUGGCGGGGAAGAGUGAAGGAAAAGAUGAAAGGGGCUUGUCUUCAGCUGACAGCAUUUAGUUUAAGUCUUUAGUGCUGCAUUUAAGUACAAUCCCAUAUGUCUGAACUGUUGUGAACAAGGCACAAAGAACUGAAGAAAAUCACUGAAUACAUAUCAUAGCAGCUUAGGAGCCAAUCAUGGUAAUAUUGUCAAACUGGAUCAAAAAAAUAAACUGGCAACAUUAAAGUAACUGGCCAAGUAACUUCCUUAUCUGUCAGUAUGGCAUAGCCAUGUGAAAGACACUGUUGCUAGGCAGCGUAGAUGCCGGUUUGUACUGUAGCUCACUGAGCAUCUUAAAUGGCUGCUGUGUGCUGUCUCCUGACGUAAGUGAUAGUCUUAUUAGGCACUACAAAAUAAGCUUCUCUUUCAUCAGCUCUGUUUACAAUUCAUCCAGACCAGUUCUAACCGGACUAUAUGCAGUUAUCCACAGGUUCAUCGGCACAAGUAGCAGACACUGGGGAAGUAGAGUUAGGCAGAGUGGCUGUUGAUGUCAUUGCUGAUCAGGAGGUAUUACAUUGAUAAGUCACCCGUGCGGAUCGCACAUCAUGCCUAGUGCUGUGUGAAGUUGCUUGUUUUCAGUUCCGAAAUCUGAUUCCUGCCAGGCAUAGAUUCAACCUCGACAAGUUUUCUUCUUAAUUUAUUAAGUGUUAGUUUCAGUCACUAUCUAGAAAGGACUAUCAGAAUAUUUAUGAUUAAGAUCUUGAAACUGAUUAUCCUAUAAGUUAUUCAAAAUAGGCAUAUAAAUAAAUCAUUAUAAUUCAGAGGGUUUAGGUGUUGCAACCUCUAUAAAUGUUCUCAGAUACCACUGGAUACUUUAAAAACAUCAUAUUAUAAAUACAUUAAGAAGAUUUAUGUAAGAAAUAUAAGAUUAUUAAAUUUAUAGAGGAUUUGGUUCAGUAAGACCCAGAUUCUGUAUGUUUUCAUUAUGAAAUUCUAAUUAAGCAUAUUCUCCAUUUUUUUCUGGAACUCUUAUAUAAUAAAUCCUUUGGGUUUUGCAAGAGCAAAUUCUUAGCUUUCGUUCCUCUGGCUGCUAAUUACAAUCAUCGAUUUGUAUGGUUUACUGUAAGGCGGUUGGUCUGAAACAGUGGCAUUUAAAUAUGUGCAAUAUUAUUCCUGAGAGCUAAACGGUUUCAAGUCAGUGAUAAAUACUGUUAGUAAACGGAAGUUUUGUUCAUUAUCUUACUGGAGCCCAAAUGUCCUUGUUUAUAAAGUAAGAGGGUUGGACAACUGGUUGUUCCAGCCACUUCCCUGUUUACAGUUCACGCAUGCGUGGUUUCUAGAGAAAGGGGUCACAGUUACUCUGUCCUAUUGUAAAGACCAAUGUUUAGUGCCUGUCAGUUCCCUAGGGUUAGUACACUAAGUCACGAGUUUAUGUAACCACAAUCUUUUCUUAACAUACAUCAUUUAGGUCUUUUAGAACACCCUAAUUAUUUGAUUAUUUGAAAGUUACUUAGUUUAAGUAACUUUUGUUACAGGAUAAACUUUUUGUUUGUUUGUUUGUUUAGGGAAUUUUGUUUUCUGCAGUGCUGGGAAUUACACCCAAGGCCUCUUGUGUGUUAAAUCAGUACUCUACCACUGAGCGAGUCUCAACUCCUAUUCAGUUCCAGUGCAUUGAUUUAUUUGCAGAACCUACAACACUACUCAACGUCUUCAGUUUUCCUGGGUUCUCAGUAUUGUUGCAGUGAACAGUUAAGCCAUCUCACUAGUACUGAGUCAGACAGCAUAGAGGUAGGGGGUGGGAGAACUUGCUAAGCAAACAGAGCCUUGUGUAGGCUGUCUUCCCUCACUCAGCCCUGGCAGGACGCCCACACCCUGCUCCCAGCUUAGUCCUGAGUGGGAAGCUGAUGCACACCCCGAGUCUUGUCUUCAGGACCAGGCUGUCAUGCUCUGUCCCUGAAACCCCAUUUCCCUACUUCAGACAUUUGUGCCCUACAGUUUCUAGCACUUUCUCUCAUUUUUCUCUGUUGUCAAAGCUGGGGCUCCUGUUCUACAGCUGCUCCCAUUUUGUGGUUCUCGGGUUUCAGUGACAAUGGUUCAGAGUCGCUGUGAUUCCAAGCUUCAGCUCUUUCAAGCUAUAACCCAGAUAGUGAUUGUCUGCCCUGCUUUGUUAAGGAGAGAGGCACCAGGCGUGUGCUCACCUCCACUCUGGCAUCCAUACUCUCCUAGCUUCAAACACAUACCCAGCCUUCCCCCUACCUGUCCCAUCCCCCACUUCCCUAAUCUUACCAGCCUGAUGGGUUUCUGUGGCCCUGGCUGGCAUGCAUGGGACUUAUCAUCACUCCCGUCCUCACUUUUGUACUCCUUAACCUUACCACUAAUUGGCUUUCCCAUAAUUCCACUAUGAUAUGCUUGGACUACAAAGAAGGAGCUCUUGAAAGACACAACAGCACAGCAGUUCUUCCUUGCAGUAGCCCCUCCCAGCAGCCACCACUGACCUGCUGUAGCUUCACUCACUCCACAGUGAGGAUCCACAGUGAGGAAAGACGCCUUUUCUCUUCCCUUCCUGCUGCUUUUCUUAGCCCCAGGCUUGAAUCUGCCUUAGAGUAACUCAAAAUGGGGAAAAGAUCAACACAAAUCAAACCGCACAAAGGACAACUUGUGGUUCCUUUGGAACCUUGAACAUUCCAUACUACCUGGCACUACUUUGGAAAGCAAAUGUACAGACAGAACUGUAAUCCAGAGCCAAGUGAUAGGGGAUGUCAGUCUAUGCCAGUUUAGAUUGCCUGCUUUGUUACUGAUUCACUUCAGUAGCUACAGAGAGACUCCUUAUGGGUGAGCAGGUGUAGGUAAUGCGCAUAUUCCUUAAUGGUGUAUACAGAAGGCUAUGAAGAUACUUCAGGCCUCAGUGUCCCGAUUAUUGUGAGAAAUUAGUUUUCUGACAGUUGUAGGAAGAGGAGCUGCCGCCAUCCUGAGAACUCCACAUGCAGUCCCUCUCCCCCACACACACAGUCACCAGUUGAGAGCUCCUCAGGAAGCAUGGUCAUGGGUCCUCCGGGUAGCAUCAGCCUGUUAGGAUGAAGAGCAAAUGUCCGUGUGUGACACUGUGGUCCUGUUGGAAGUAGUGCAGAAACAGUACCCAUAGUGCAUGUGCUUCACGCCAGCAACUCUCCCUCCGUUACCUCACUUCCUCACAGCAUCCACAGGAGACAGCUCCCACCAUCAAUGGGGAUGAUAAUUUGGGACAAUGGUAUGGUCAGUGGCUCGCUGGAAGUGGCACUGCCUUUUAGCAGUAAGGGCAGAGGCUGUCCUGUCUCUCCAUAUGCUGUGGGGUAACCUGGGCUAGUAAGGGUGCUCUGUCGUUAUUGGCAUGUGGGAAGAGAUGAAUGAUGAGCACCAGCUUACUUGUUGGGAGACCAGUGCGCAGUGCCCGCAGCACCAGCUGUGACUAGGCUUGCCUUUUGUGGUGAACCAGUACUCCUUGACAGGGUGCGGACUCUCGAGUUAGAGGCUGUCUGAAGUAGAAGGGCGGGUAGCAGUGAAAACCUCAGAUGUGAAGAGGCAAGGCAGGCCACUCUCCACAACCAUGAGGUUUCCCUGUGAGAGCCCCUGGCUGAACUACACAGCCUACAGAGAACUCUCUAGUUUUAGUCUGAGGCACAGAGGAACCCAGGACACUAAGUACCUCCCUCCCUGGGGCUGUCUGCCAAUGGCGAGUCAGUGUAAGCUUGGAAUUGCCACAGCACACAGCCCGCAGGGGAGGUGCUAGGAGCUGUGCUGUGGGCAUGCAUGCUUGAGGCCACAAGCAUUUUGUGGAAAGUGCUUUGUAGUUUGUUCUCAGGCUGUGCUGUGAGGGCCGCCUUAACCCUUGCCCCUUCCCUUUUAGAGCUGCCUUAAGUUCCCCAGAACUUGUCCUCAGUGAGGGUUAUCUUGCCGUGUUUCUCAAGGUUUUGUAAGAAUUUGAAUUGGGUGUGGCUUCCCACCACCACGUAUUCCUUUCUCCCCUUUCUGCAUAUCCUGCUACCUAUGUGCAACCAUUUCCAACCAGAGGUUAGAAUUUAUAAAGCAACCAAUGAAAUGUUAGCUUUAGGAAUAUUUCUGGGUUAGUGCAAGUCCCUGAACAGUAAGCAAAUUAGCAUGCAUGGAACCCGGCCAGAAGUUGGUGUAUUUGUGGGUGGCUUGCCUUUCACUAACCCUUUCUAAUAAAGGCAAAAAUACAACUCUAAAAACUUUGUGUGGUGCCCUACUGUACAAGGCUGAGUAAAAACAAGAAAGUAGCUGUAUUAAGUUCUAAUCCAUCAUAGCAUAGUACCUAAAUUAACUUUAGAGUUUAGUCAAUUUCUCAAUAGGUCAAAAAGCAAAAGAUGCCAUGUCAAACAUCUCCCAAAUGCAUUUUAUACAUUUUUAUUUUAUAAUUUGGUCUUCUAAAAAUGUUUGUUAGCUUAACUUAGUGGGUAGAACUAGACUCAUAACAUAUCUAAAAGCAACAAACAUUUCCUCGGCAGUGCUAUUGUUUGCAAUAGUUGGGGAAGUUUUGGAUUUGUUUUUAAAGGUUGAAAUUUCCGUGUACAAUUUAAUGCUUGCAAAGUUAAUAACCCCAAUGCGUUUUCCAGAGUCAGUAGUUUCAAAUAACUUAUUGUCUCUAUGUGUAAUAAAAUCUUAGCUCUCUAAGUCAUGUGAGCCAUUAUUUUUCCCCACAAAAGGUGAUUUCUCCUUAAGUGUAGAUCUGUGUUGUGAUUUAUGAUCCAGAAUUGUGUUCUUUUGUGGAUUCUGAAGUAAAUGAUUUUCUUGUGUUUGGGAAAGUCUCAAUUGUUCCAGCAGUAUUGUACAGAUGAGCUCAUGGCGUUUAACCCAUUGUGGUUUUAUUUUAACUGUUCAUCACUUACCAUGAAAUGGACCUGCCUUUGGAAUACAGUAAAUGGUUGCAGUUUUCUAAUCUUUCUUCCUUGGAUCUGGAGAAAGAAUUUCCCUGAUCUGCACAGUUGAUCUCUGCAAAGUGGUUAGUCGGGGAAGCAGAAAUGCAUGCUGAAAGGUGAGAGGCGUUACCAAGCCUCUCUGGAUCUAAACUGAACCCACUCCAGAGUAUCGCACAGGAAAUCUUCUCGAAUGUCAAGAAUUCACCUCAUAUCAACAAAAGCCUUGGAAACACGAGUUUUUCACUGGGUAUUACCUAAUGCUAAAAGGAAAGCCAAAACAAUAUCAGAAUGACAUUUUAUGCUCUAAAUUUAUAGCUGUCUACUGUGCUUAGUGUGUCUGUCAUUAGUGCUGUAUUCUCCUAGCUAUUAUAGAAAAUUGUUGAAAUAAAGAUAAGGAUAUAAAGAAA